AAAAAAGUACCUAACAUCACUACUUACUAUUACUAUUAUGUUUUCAAGUAUUCUAGGAGUUAUCAAAAAACCAAAAGAAUUCAAAGGUGUAGCUAUAUAGCCUUGUAGGAAAAUAGUCUUCACUCUCUCUUAACUGUUCUUUUACCCUUUCUCUCUCUCUCUCUCUCUCUCUCUCUCUAAACAUAGUCUUCUUCAAUAAAAAGUCUUUGAGUGAGUUCAAUCAAGAUCCAAUCUAGUUUAGUCAUGAAUUCACUUGAAGAAUUCAACUCAUCAUCAAAUAAUAGAGAAAAAAACAUCAUCAACUUCACCAACACAAACCCAGAAGAAAAAAACCUAACAAAUUUCACGUCGUUAACUUCAUCUUCUUCAUCAGCACCACCGGCAUCAAGUACUUUGAGCCGUUAUGAGAAUCAAAAAAGACGCGACUGGAACACUUUCGGACAAUAUCUCCGAAACCAUCGACCUCCAUUAUCGCUUUCGCGUUGUAGUGGAGCACAUGUUCUUGAAUUUUUAAGGUAUUUAGAUCAGUUUGGAAAAACUAAGGUUCAUUCACAGAUUUGUCCAUUUUUUGGUCAUCCAAAUCCACCUGCACCUUGUCCUUGUCCUUUAAGACAAGCUUGGGGAAGUCUUGAUGCAUUGAUUGGGAGAUUGAGAGCUGCUUUUGAAGAAAAUGGUGGGAAACCUGAAGAUAACCCUUUUGGCGCUCGUGCUGUUCGACUUUUUCUUCGUGAAGUUAGGGAUUCUCAGUCUAAAGCUAGAGGGAUUAGUUAUGAGAAAAAGAAGCGUAAACGUCCUCCACAGCAGCAGCCACCACCACCAUCAAAUGCUACUUAGUUAUUGUGGAAUGUGGUUUGAGAUUGAGUGACUGUUGGGAAGGAUACUCUUUGGAAUUGGAUUAAUCUAAAAAGAAGACACUCUUGGUAGAAUGAAAUGGCUUUGUGAACAAUGCCAAACUUGUAAUAAAAUGUACCUAGCUAUCUUUGGAAUUGGAUUAAGAUGUUGCAUGACAAAAAUAAUAUAUGGAUUUGAAUGUCAUGUUUUCAUGUGUUUCCUUGGAUGAGGUAGGUAAAGUAAGGUGCAGUUUCCUCUUUGA
Messenger RNA from Trifolium pratense (red clover), 1093 nucleotides. RefSeq names its product protein LIGHT-DEPENDENT SHORT HYPOCOTYLS 4-like. The transcript has 2 exons. Lineage: Eukaryota; Viridiplantae; Streptophyta; Magnoliopsida; Fabales; Fabaceae. Gene Ontology annotation, cellular component: nucleus. The coding region runs from base 244 to 834 and encodes 196 amino acids. Gene Ontology annotation, biological process: response to light stimulus; mRNA transcription. The record is from RefSeq and is a predicted model, not a curated record.